AUGUCGCUCCUAUUCCUCCCUGAAGAACUCAUCGCCGAAGUCUUAUCAUACCUUCCAGCCAAACCUUUGACACAACUCAGAUGUGUCAGUAAAUCAUGGAACACUCUCAUCUCCGAUUCCGGAUUCAUCAAACUACAUCUUCAACGAUCCAAGAAAAACAGAAACCUCACACAAAUCCUAUGCAUGUCUCUGGGUUCUUAUACCCUACCCUUCCCCCUCAAUACUUUACUAAACAACCCUUCCAUAAUCAAUUCCACCAAAAAUUACUUCCCAUCCAACCCCAAAUACCGCUACAUAUUCGUCGGUUCCUGCAAUGGAUUAUUCUGUUUCGUUCUUACAUUGUAUAAGAUAACUUAUCCUGAAAACACCUGGUUUCAGUUAUGGAACCCAGCCACCAACACAUUAUCUAAGCUAUAUACCAUGCCUAAUUUCGAUUAUUUCAGAUUUUCCGGGUUUUCAUUUGGCUAUGAUAAUUCAACCGAUACUUAUAAGUUUGUGUAUUUCCGUCCCAACAAGUUGGAAAUAUUUAGUUUCGGCUCUAAUGUUUGGAAAACUAUUCAACUUCCUCACACGGUUCCUUUAAAUCAUUUGAAUCGUGUUCCGUAUAAACGCAAAUUUCUCAGUGAAGCUAUGUAUUUGAAUGACACUAUUUACUUCUUGGCGCGAGAGAUUGCUAAACAAAUUGUGAUUAUCUCGCUGAAUCUGGGUAACGACACAUAUAGCAAGUUGCUUCCUCCUCAAGAUUUUGUUGAAGUUUCACUUCACUUGCCAACUAUUCAUGUGAUGGAAGACUCUCUCUAUUUUAGUCACCAUACCCAAGAAAUCGAUUUUAUCAUAUGGAAGAUGACGGAGUUUGGAACGGAAAAGUGUUGGAUUCAAUUUCUUAAAAUAAGCUAUGAGGAUUUGAAUAUUCACCCGGAAUAUAAAAAUUCUCUAUCCCCACAGUGCCUUUAUGGGGGUGAUUUGAAUAUUCAUAUGAAAUAUAAAUAUUUCCUCUCUCCAUUGUGCAUUUAUAAGAGUGGCAUCGCACUAGUACAAGCAGGAAACGGCCAUGGAUUGCGUGUGAUUGUCUAUAAUUGGAGUGAAAAUAGAAUAGAAAAAACUCGAAUGGACAGUUCAUUGUUGUGGAUGAUUAACCAAAAUUAUGUUGAAAGCUUAGUUCCGACGAGUUGA
Messenger RNA from Vicia villosa (hairy vetch), 1173 nucleotides. RefSeq names its product F-box/kelch-repeat protein At3g23880-like. The transcript has a single exon. Bases 1 to 1173 code for a protein of 390 amino acids. NCBI's taxonomy places the organism in Eukaryota, Viridiplantae, Streptophyta, Magnoliopsida, Fabales, Fabaceae. The record is from RefSeq and is a predicted model, not a curated record. Gene Ontology annotation, molecular function: protein binding.